Saccostrea cuccullata (small rock oyster) is the source of this 1033-nucleotide messenger RNA. RefSeq lists its product as uncharacterized. NCBI's taxonomy places the organism in Eukaryota, Metazoa, Mollusca, Bivalvia, Ostreida, Ostreidae. The record is from RefSeq and is a predicted model, not a curated record. The transcript is spliced from 5 exons. The coding region runs from base 109 to 930 and encodes 273 amino acids.
UAAAUAAAUGGGUGUGUGAGCGACAGUAGAUUAGCUGUGAUUUUGAAAUAACCAGGAUACCUAUAUCAUCAGAGUGUUUGCAAUCACAGAAAAUACAACAUACCAAACAUGAAAUGGUGGUCUUUUAUAAUCGUCCUCGCCAUAGUAAUUUCCCUGACGAGUGCGAGAGGAGGACGUGGUGGUGGAGCCAGGGGCGGAUAUAGAGGGGGCAGAAGCUCAUACAGAGGUUCCUCCUCUAGAAGUUACCGCUCUGCCUUUAGCGGUAACCGUCUCUCCAGCUCCAGUAGUAUUCGGUCCGCCCUGUUGUUAGGAACCGUGUAUGGAGCUUCCAGGUACCGCAUGAGAGCCAGAUAUCGAUCUGAAGGCACAUUACCAGAGAUAUGUUACAAUGACAGCUAUAACAUGAGUACCAAUGGCUCCGUGUCGUACCAGGGUCGGUUUGUCUGUCCGUUGGAGGAAAGCAUGUCUGAGGACUACCGAUAUUGCUGCGGCGAGGAGGGAAAACAAUAUUGCUGUACUUUCUGGGACAAACCUGGUCACAUAGUCGGGGUAGUAUUCGGAGUUCUUGCAGCAGCCGCUGCGCUCUUCAUUUGUGUAUUUUGUGUCAUAAAAUACAUGAAGUCCAAGAACAGCAGGAGACCAAGUGCCUACAAAUCCAAUGGACAUGAAAAUCCUCCAUCAUAUGCCCCUCCCAGUUACGAGAUGGCGAAUUCAAACCAGAAAUCCCCAUACCCAGUCGAUAACGCAGGAUAUUCCCAUGGGGGAGACUUCAAUGGUUACACACAGCCUACACCGUAUUCCCCAAGCAAUGGGACACAACCUACACCUUACCCCCAAACCAAUGGGACACAACCCACACCUUACCCCCCAACCAGUGGCUACCCUCCCUAUCCUACAGCUGACAAUACGUGGGGCGAAAAGAAAUACUGAUUUCUACUUUUAGAUCUUUUUUUAAAGACUUUUUUGUUGUAAGAAAACCAAUUUCUGUUUAAUCAUUCCCUCAAUCCAUGACAUUCUUCCUUUAUGGUGUAAG